This is a messenger RNA of Saccostrea cuccullata (small rock oyster), 3890 nucleotides long. Its product is annotated as toll-like receptor 4. The coding region runs from base 327 to 2825 and encodes 832 amino acids. The transcript is spliced from 2 exons. Gene Ontology annotation, biological process: immune response; toll-like receptor signaling pathway; inflammatory response. Gene Ontology annotation, cellular component: plasma membrane. Gene Ontology annotation, molecular function: transmembrane signaling receptor activity; protein binding. The record is from RefSeq and is a predicted model, not a curated record. Lineage: Eukaryota; Metazoa; Mollusca; Bivalvia; Ostreida; Ostreidae.
CUGUUCGUAUGAUAACACUGCAGAAAAAGGAAGUUAAAUAGCUUCAUUUAAAUGACCUACAGUGUUGUUCAUUAUUCUGAUAAAAAUGUUUUACUAUAUAAAGAUUUGUGAAGGAACUACUUUUGAAAAGAACUAUAUAUAGGAAUUUCCCGCGGAACCGGUAUGCAUAACCUUGAAAAACAAAAGAAGCCUAUUUCUAAAUGAGUCAUCUGAAUUGUGGAUCAGAAAUCUGGUAUGGUAAAACAGUUACAAAGCUGGAUUCUAUCACCUUAAUGGAUAAAGCAACAUGCAGUUGUAGGCUUUAGUGCAUCUUGAAGGGAGACAUCAUGGCAUAUGGUGACUAUGUAUUAGUGCUUUUCCUCAUGAUAUCCUGCAGUCAUGCGGAACCACGAUGCAUACCGAAUGCCGAUUGUAUUUACACGUUUGGGACAACCACCACCGCUGAUUGUUCAUCACUGAAUCUUCAGCUCCCUCCUUGCUUUAAAAGUUCUUCAAAUAUAACCCACAUAAUUUUGAAGAAUAAUUCGUUGAGAAGAAUUCCAGUUGAUUUACCAACGGAACUGGAAUAUCUUGAUUUAUCAUACAAUGAAAUUAAUUUAAUUGAUUCGCCAAUGAUACAUACCAUUUAUAGACGAUUGAAAUAUCUCAAUUUGGACCACAAUGGAAUUGAAAAUCUUACUUUCUUCUCUGUGAUUUCCAACAUGUCAAAUUUAGAAUUUUUGUCUCUCAAAGGCAAUAAUAAUAGCAGAGACACCAAAUAUCCUAGCAACAUCCUUCAUGGAUUAGAGUCGUUAUUACAUCUAAGAAUUGAUGGAGUCGAAGAGGGAAACUUUGGUGACAUGUUCUCAGCCGAUAAAAUUGACUUAAAAUUACUGGAUGCAUCUGGUAACGAUGGUGUAUGCGUCAUUUCUCAUUUGAUAUCCAAUGUUUUGGGGAAAUUUAAUUUAACUCAUUUGGACUUAUCCUUCUGCAACAUUAGAUCCACUGAAAUCGGUGUUCUUAGUUCUCAAGCAUAUCUGCAAUAUUUGGACGUUUCAUACAAUAAAAUGCUCGGUUUUAGAGGACUUGCCAAUGUCUCAUACGACCUUCAGGAUAGUGCCAUCAAAGUACUUAAAUUCAACAAAGUACACUGUACUUUUGGACUAGGUACUAUCCUGCUGCGUAAGCACACGAUAUAUCUUCAAAAUACAACACUCGAAGAAUUAUACCUAGACAGCAAUAGGUUGGAACUCAUGGAAAUAGGAGUCUUGCCAAAAUUACCCAAAACACUAAAGCUUCUGUCUGUCGGAGACAACAAGGUGGAUAAUGGCAUAUAUGUGUUACAAGUGGACUCUAUGCACAAUCUGGAGGUUCUGAAUGUUAGUUUUCAAAUACAUUCUCACACCAACUAUUUCGAACCUUGCGAUGAUUUCUCGGAAUCAUGUCAUAUCGGACCAGACGUUGCUCAUAAAUUCAUUGACUUAAGCUUAAGUAAAAAAAGAAUUUUUACAUUUUACUUGCCUGAAAAGCUGAAAAGGCUCUACGCAAACAAUAAUAAAUUUCAAUAUCAUGUUGGGGAACUGCAUUUCAACAACUGUAAUGUGGAAUUUGCACAUUUUCAAGGCAAUCAUUUUGUUCAAAUUCAUGGUCCGCUAUUUGGUUGUUAUAAUGUCAGAUACAUAGAUUUAUCAGAUAAUUUUUGUUCAAAUAUUUCAUCUCAAGCGUUAAGAUUUUUACCAAAAUUAAAUAUUUUAAAUGUUUCGCAGAAUCUCCUCGGUAACAGCUUGGCAAAGGAUAUAAACGGUGAAAUAUUUGGAAAUAACAGAAAUUUAAGCGUCUUGAAUUUACACGAUAAUAAAAUACAUGUCUUGCCAGGAAAUCUUUUAAAGAAUAAUUUAAAUAUACAACUGCUGAAUAUUUCAUACAACAGGAUUGAGAAAUGGACAGUAGACAUACGCCAUUUGUUUCAACUUCAGCAUCUUGACUUGUCGAACAAUCUCUUGACCGAAUUAGACAAAACUGCUGUUGAUUUAUUACCACAGCACAAUAAUUUUACAAUCAACCUUUUAGGAAACCCCUUGGAGUGUUCAUGUGCAAAUUUGUUCUUCUUUGACUGGAUAAAUAGACAUCAAGCUAGACUUCUGUAUUUGCAAAACACAACUUGUUCUUACAAGGAUGGUUCUCAAUUUUCACUUGACGAUGUAUCCGAUAUCGUGGAGAUGCUACAAAAGAAUUGUUCAUCCUACACCCCACUUAUCAUUGUGACAUCAUCAUUCAUUUUCUUCUUCUUAAGCGUAACAAUUUAUCGAAUCAUCUACCGCUACCGAUGGACGAUUUUCUACAUCUACUACCUCACGAAGCGAUAUGUUUUUCCGAAGGUUGAACAAUCGCAGAGAAAGGUUUUCUACGAAUACGAUGCCUUUAUCUCCUACGCAGAACAAGACAGAGGCUUUGUUUUCAAUCAGAUAAGAUUGAUGGAGAACGAUGAACUGAAGUUCUGCAUCCAUGACCGUGAUUUCAUUCCAGGAAUUGACAUUGCUGAAAACAUCACAAACGCUAUCCACAACAGCAGACGAAUAGUAUUUGUAAUGACGUCAUAUUUUUUGAAAUCUUAUUGGUGCAUGUUUGAGUUAAAUAUGGCGCGAAUGGAGAGCAUCUACUCACGAGGGGGAGAGAACAUUCUUUUAUUGGUGUUAAUGGAAAACCACAUCGUUCGAGAAAUGCCCUUGUCUCUUCUUCACGUUAUUGAAAGUCAAUCGUAUCUAGAGUAUCCGGGUGAAGAUAGUUUUGGAAAUGUAGACAUUUUUUGGAGAAAUUUGAAAGAUGCCAUUAGGGACAAUCAAUAAUUCAGAAAAAAAUAAAGUAGUUUUAGUCUACAUUGUUUAAAGGCUCAUGAAAGAUUCUCUGAAAAAAGUCUGGCGUCGUUGUUUGUAAUAACCAUUUCAGUGGGUUUUUCUAACAAUUUACUUCCCCGCGAACGAGAAUUUUGUCAACCAAUGAAUUUAUUCAUUAAAUAUCCUAGUAACGCAGGAAAUUACGAACCAGUAUAAAAACUGUAUUUGCCCAUUAACGUUGAUCCAACGAAUUUAAAUCAGUUUGUCGUGCUGCAGUUUCUUUAUUCAAAACAUGCCCCAAAUUAAGGUUGGUUACAAAAGGAAAUCAAGUUUUCAAACGGAAUAUUAAUAUACGGAAAUGAUGAUAAGUGCAGGUUUUUAUUUGUUCAAUUAAUGACUUCUUUUGGUAGCGGGACGAGAAUUAUUGAUUUUCAGCAUUUUCACAUUGGAAUAUGAAAUGAUUUAAAUAUAUUUAGAGUAGCUUUGUCGCUCGAUCUAAAUCAUACUGAUAUGCAAACAUUUUUAAGGUUCUUUUUGUAGAUCUUGUCUUUGAAUAUGAACACUGCGUAAGGUGGGGUUAAAAUCUUAAUUAAUAUAUUUAUAUCUACAAAGAUUUCUUCUAAAAUCUUCUCCAGAACAGCUGCGAGACUAUGAUAGUCAAAUUGAUAUUUAGACCCCCUAUUUAUUUUGUAAAUUCAAACUUUCUUUGUUGAAUCUUGACCUCUUGUGCAUAAAUGGGAAGGGGGGGGGGUGUUAAGGGAACAUGAAAAAAGAGAAAACUUUUUAAAAUUGCUUCAGCAUUAUGAUAGCUCAGUGUCAGUGGGAGCGAUGUGGCGUGGUCUAUGAAAAUUCCGUUCAUCUUUAAAGGGAGUAAGAUUGUAAGAAUAAAUCACAAAGAAUGAUUUUUUUAUUUCUAUGGAAUUCAAUGAAUCUGUAUUAUAAAUAACAUCUAUCACCUGUAUCUCUGUAAUUAUUGUGCGUUUAAAUGUUUUUUCUUUGAUUACCAGGGUAAUCAUUGCUGGAAGUAACCAGUCUAAUGGUAUUGACAUAUUAUGCUGAAUAAAGCGUAAACCAAGA